UUCCUGGAUGACUUUAUGGAGUUCUGGAUACCCACCCAUCACCCCAGGGUCUACAGCAUCCACAGUCGACAUGUCACCCGCUACCCUGCCAAUUCCAUCGUGGUGGUCGGAGGCUGCCCGGUCUGCAGAGUCGGCGUUUUGGAGGACUCCUUCACCUUCCUGGGCAUCUUCUUGGCCAUCAUCUUGUUCCCCUUUGGGUUCAUCUGCUGUUUUGCCUUGAAGAAGCGAAGAUGCCCCAACUGUGGUGCAAACUUUACUUAAAGGGAACAAUACACCUGGCUUUCCUACGUCCAGCUAUCUUUUUCUAAUGUAAAUGUAAAUGUCGUGUACAAUAGCUUUAUUUGAUUACGCUUCAGGACUGUUUUGUAAAGUGAGGCAGGAUAGUCGGCCUGUGUGAGCCGAGGUUGCGGGGGCAAGGGUCACGGAGUGUGGACAGGCGCAGCACUGCUCCCGGGCUUAGUGACCACUCAGUAAAGCGCUGCUUUUAUUUUUUGCAGUCUGCAAUUUGAGAAAGGUGAGAAUUACUGUUUUAAAUAAAUGAGAUUCAUACCACUGUU
Condylura cristata (star-nosed mole) is the source of this 557-nucleotide messenger RNA. RefSeq names its product brain protein I3 (gene BRI3). Lineage: Eukaryota; Metazoa; Chordata; Mammalia; Eulipotyphla; Talpidae. The record is from RefSeq and is a predicted model, not a curated record. The transcript has 3 exons. The coding region runs from base 16 to 261 and encodes 81 amino acids.